Hyaena hyaena (striped hyena) is the source of this 3239-nucleotide messenger RNA. It is a transcript of the gene GRK3, whose product is annotated as G protein-coupled receptor kinase 3. The record is from RefSeq and is a predicted model, not a curated record. Gene Ontology annotation, biological process: G protein-coupled receptor signaling pathway; regulation of signal transduction; protein phosphorylation. The coding region runs from base 164 to 1891 and encodes 575 amino acids. NCBI's taxonomy places the organism in Eukaryota, Metazoa, Chordata, Mammalia, Carnivora, Hyaenidae. The transcript is spliced from 20 exons. Gene Ontology annotation, molecular function: G protein-coupled receptor kinase activity; G protein-coupled receptor binding; ATP binding.
UAAUCAGAAUAUUGGUUUCUUGCUAUUUAAAGAUUUUUGUUUGAAUGAAAUUAAUGAAGCUGUACCUCAGGUGAAGUUUUAUGAAGAGAUAAAAGAAUACGAGAAGCUCGAGAGUGAAGAAGACCGCCUUUGCAGAAGCCGACAAAUUUAUGACACGUACAUUAUGAAGGAGCUGCUGUCGUGUUCGCAUCCAUUCUCGAAGCAAGCUGUAGAACAUGUACAAAGUCACCUCUCCAAGAAACAAGUGACAUCCACUCUUUUCCAGCCCUACAUAGAAGAAAUCUGUGAAAGUCUUCGAGGCAACAUUUUCCAAAAAUUUAUGGAAAGCGACAAGUUCACCCGAUUUUGCCAGUGGAAAAACGUAGAGUUAAACAUCCAUUUGACCAUGAAUGAUUUCAGCGUGCAUAGGAUCAUCGGACGAGGGGGAUUCGGCGAAGUGUACGGUUGCAGGAAAGCAGACACUGGGAAAAUGUAUGCAAUGAAAUGCCUGGAUAAGAAGAGAAUCAAGAUGAAGCAAGGAGAAACGUUAGCCUUAAAUGAGAGGAUUAUGUUGUCUCUUGUGAGUACAGGGGACUGUCCUUUCAUUGUCUGUAUGACCUAUGCCUUCCAUACUCCAGAUAAACUGUGCUUCAUCUUGGAUCUGAUGAACGGGGGCGAUUUGCACUACCACCUUUCCCAGCACGGGGUGUUUUCUGAGAAGGAGAUGCGGUUUUAUGCCACUGAAAUCAUCCUAGGGCUGGAGCACAUGCACAAUCGGUUUGUUGUGUACAGAGACUUGAAGCCUGCAAAUAUCCUCUUGGAUGAACACGGACACGUCAGGAUAUCCGAUCUUGGUCUUGCCUGUGACUUUUCCAAAAAGAAGCCACACGCGAGUGUUGGCACCCAUGGGUACAUGGCUCCGGAGGUGCUCCAGAAGGGGACGGCGUAUGACAGCAGUGCCGACUGGUUCUCCCUGGGCUGCAUGCUUUUCAAGCUCCUGAGAGGGCACAGCCCCUUCAGACAACACAAAACCAAAGAUAAACAUGAGAUAGACCGGAUGACCCUCACCGUGAACGUGGAGCUCCCCGAGGCCUUCUCGCCGGAGCUCCGGGCCCUCCUCGAAGGCCUGCUCCAGAGAGACGCCAGUAGGCGGCUCGGCUGCCGUGGAGGAGGGGCGCAGGAAGUGAAGGAACACAGCUUUUUCAGAGGCAUCGACUGGCAGCAAGUCUACCUACAGAAGUACCCUCCACCCUUGAUUCCUCCCCGGGGAGAAGUCAAUGCCGCUGACGCCUUUGACAUUGGCUCAUUUGAUGAAGAGGACACCAAGGGCAUCAAGCUUCUUGAUUGCGACCAAGAUCUCUACAAGAACUUCCCCUUGGUGAUCUCUGAGCGCUGGCAGCAGGAAGUAGCAGAAACCGUUUAUGAAGCAGUAAACGCAGACACGGAUAAAAUCGAGGCCAGGAAGAGAGCUAAAAAUAAGCAACUUGGACACGAAGAAGAUUAUGCUCUGGGAAAAGACUGUAUCAUGCACGGCUACAUGCUGAAGCUGGGGAACCCGUUCCUGACUCAGUGGCAGCGUCGAUAUUUUUACCUCUUUCCAAACAGACUUGAAUGGAGAGGAGAGGGAGAGUCUCGGCAAAGUUUACUGACGAUGGAACAGAUUCUGUCUGUGGAGGAAACGCAGAUUAAAGACAAGAAAUGCAUUUUGUUGAGGGUGAAAGGAGGGAAGCAGUUUGUCCUGCAAUGUGACAGCGACCCCGAGUUUGUGCAGUGGAAGAAGGAGCUGACUGAGACGUUUACAGAGGCCCAGCGGCUGUUGCGCCGUGCCCCCAAGUUCCUCAACAAGCCCCGCCCCGGCGUGGUUGAGCUGUCCAAGCCCCCCCUCUGUCACAGGAACAGCAAUGGCCUCUGACACCCAGGGCACGAGGGUCCUGGGGAGACAGGGCCACAAGGAAGCCCUUGCCGGGGGUUUCAGCCCUUGACAUGGAGCCUUUUGGAGACGUCCAGGGGUCGGAGGUUCAGUCCCCUUGUCCCCAGGGCCCCUCCACGGCCAGGAGGACCUAGGACACUGAGGUGCCCCUGGUAGGAGCUCUGACUGCCGCCCGGCAGGGGGCCUCUCCCCCCCCCGUCCUCCCAGUGCCUCCUGUGCAUCACCUCUGUCCACUCUCGAAACUACUGAAGAAACAAGCGAAAGUUCCUCUCCUUCGUCACCUACCAGUUUGGGCGUACAUGAACUUAGGACUUGAAAUGAUUCCUGCCUGUCCCGUCAGUCUGUAUGUCUGAUCAUCAAACACACGUUACACUUGCCGGGACGGAGCGGCGUCGGGCACAGACAGCCCCGGCGCUGCCCUGUUUUACGUACUGGACCUGUGCGCGCCUGUCCCCCCGCUGCGGGGCCGGACAUCAGCCAGGCAAACCGACCUCCCGCUGCUCUGGGCUCAAAGCCGAGGGUACUUGCCGGGAAGGCUGCACGUGGGCGCCCACUGUGGGUGGAACCCCUCCAGUCCCAGCCUGCCUCCGACAGGGAACAGAGGGAGCGUGCCCUCAGAGGAAGGUGGUGGCCACUCACCUCUGAGGGCCCCCCGGCCGCGGAGCCCUGGAAGGCCUGACGGGCCCCGAAGGCGAGGCGGUGGGGUGUGGCGCCCAGGGCCACAGGGAUUUUUCAGACGUCUUCAAAUAAACGAAAUAGCACUUUCGCAUGUCUGGGUGCACGCGGACGCCGGGGUGGGGGGGGAUGGUGAGUCUGUGCAGGGUUCCGACAGUAGGCGGUUCCAGCGCGUCCCUGUGCCUCGUGCCCCAGGACACGUGUCCAGCACGGGUGUGUGCAGGAAGGAAAGAAUCGCUCUGUUUCACCUCACAGCCUAACUUCCAGUGAAUCUCACGGGCUAAAGAACGCGAAGAUGAAGGUGUCCAGGUGGGCUGACCAUGCUGUUGGCUUUUCCAUCGUCCUUGGCCUGUCGGUAGUGAGCAGUACUUUGCCCCCGGUGGGGGGGUGGCCCCACACCCCAGACAACGGGGGAGUGCCAAGGCCGUUUGCCUCAUCCCCGAGGCGUCGUCUCCGCUCCCACCAGUGUCCUGCGCCCUUUUCACGCCACAAAUAAAUGCCGGGCUGUGAGCGGAUGUUUCCCAGUGAGGCCCCUCCAUCGUCAGACUAAAAAUAAUAACAAUAAUUUUUAUAAAGUCCACAUACUUGUCUUCUUAGUGCAAUCUUGUUGUGUGUUUCUAAGCUAACUCCUAACAAUAUAAACAACCGAUCGUAA